Messenger RNA from Papaver somniferum (opium poppy), 1544 nucleotides. RefSeq lists its product as uncharacterized. Gene Ontology annotation, biological process: tRNA modification. The coding region runs from base 129 to 1241 and encodes 370 amino acids. The transcript has 7 exons. Gene Ontology annotation, molecular function: RNA binding. Lineage: Eukaryota; Viridiplantae; Streptophyta; Magnoliopsida; Ranunculales; Papaveraceae. The record is from RefSeq and is a predicted model, not a curated record.
UCACCCGUUCACUCAAAAAGACUCUCGCCGCACAAAAAGGAGAAAGAAGAAGAGGGGUUACAACCCGAAUAAACCCAGAACAGAGAAAUUACUCAGCUCCUCCGUGUGCUUCUCUCUCAGACUAUCUAAUGGCGGCCGAAAAUAAACCUCGUUCUAACAACGAUGGUAACGCCAAGAAGAGGAAGCAACGUUACCUUCCUCACAACAAAGCUGUGAAAAAGGGUUCUUAUCCGUUACACCCAGGAGUUCAGGGUUUCUUCCUCACUUGUGAUGGUGGAAGGGAACGACAAGCUAGUCAGGAAGCUAUUAAUGUCGUUGAUACUUUUUAUGAGGAGCUAGUUGAUGAAGAUGUUGUGGAUAAAAAGUGUGCUGUAGAAUCCAUUAAGCCUGCAAACAAAAUAAUCAAGUUUGCUGAUACUGAUUCUUCUAGUGAUGAUGAUGAUGAUGAUGAUGAUGGCAAUGACAGUAAGUCAGAAAAACCUGAAGAGGAGGAUGCCAAUAAUGAUAAUCAAACAAGUGAUGACAACUCCUCCGCGAAAAAACCGCGCCUCGAAACAGAUGAAGUAAAAGCUGAAGAAUUAGUGGCUGAUGACACUGAGAAGAAAUCAAUUGAUGUCGCACCGUGUGAAAACAUAGCCAAGGAGAAACUAGUUGAAGCCGCACCGAAAUGCGAAAAUCUAGUUUCUAAUAAAACUGAGGAGAAAUCGAUUGAUCAGCUAAUUGAAGCUGAGAUCAAGGAGAUGGGAGACCGAAGCAAGAGGCGCUUUGUCAGCCUCGACACAGGAUGUAAUGGUUGUAUCUUUGUGCAAAUGCUCAAAAGAGAUGUAGGCCCUGGACCUGCAGAGAUUGUUCAGUACAUGAUGACAUCACUUGCAUCUUCAAGGAAACAUAUGUCAAGAUUCAUAUUGAGAGUUUUACCAGUUGAAGUGACAUGCUAUGCUUCUGAAGAGGAGAUUUCAAAAGCGAUUAAGCCUCUUAUUUCCAAGUACUUUCCAGUUGAAGCUACUGCACUGAAGUUUGCAGUACAAUAUGGGGCCCGUGCAAAUACUGGUAUAGACAGGAUGAAAAUAAUCAAUGCGGUUGCGAAAUCAGUUCCCGAGCCUCAUAAAGUUGAUCUUAGCAAUCCAGAUAAGACCAUUAUAGUUGAAAUCUGCAAGACACUGUGUUGUAUCGGGGUGGUUGAAAAGUACAAGGAGUUAUCGAAGUACAACCUGCGACAGCUCACAUGCCCGAAACCAUAAUUUAAUCUCAUUGAAAUUUAGCUUGUGAUCCAGUGAGUAUUGAGUUAGAGCUGACAAUAUUCAGUUUCACGUUUUAAUGUGUGUUAGUCCAGACUCUAGAUUAGUUGCAGAUAUAUAGACUUCUAGAUAGAAAAUUCAUAGAGUAAUAUAACAAAAAAUGAGAGUGGUCUCUAGACAAGAGAUGUUUUCUCUUUUUUUUCGUUGCAAAACAUAUGUAAUAUUUCAGGGGCUGUUUUCUGAACCUAUUAAAAUACUUUUCCCCCCCAAUUUGCUUUGACUUUAAUUUAAAUAUCUCACCACCAA